AUGCCACUUUUUGGCAAGAUGAUCCGCGAGCAUUUUGUUGAAAGGGCAGAACUUGAGCAUACUUGCUGGACCUCCAAAACUGUCACUACUACGGAGGCAUCAAAAAAGUCAGAGAACAAAGGCUGUGCAGUCUUGAUUCCGCUGGUUAACAUCCGCGACCAACCAUGUAUGCUAUUCACUCAACGAGCACUGUCACUUAAAAAUUAUAGUGGUGCAGUUUGCUUUCCUGGUGGAAAACUGGAAGCAGAUGAAAACCCUGAGCAGGGUGCACUUCGUGAAAGUUAUGAAGAAAUUGGGCUAGACAUGAACAAGGUUGAUAUAUGGGGCAAACUUGAUCCUGUUUACAAUGGUGAUUUGAAUUGCCGUGUCACUCCAGUUGUUGGGAUGCUUGAAAAUGUCGAUCUGAAAAAACUGAAAGCUCAGUAUUCUGAAGUGCGAACUGUUUUUGUGGUUACUGUCGACGAGUUGUGCUCCAACAAAUCAUAUACGAGACUUAAAAAAGGUUGUUUUUAG
Molecule: messenger RNA, 513 nt
Organism: Enterobius vermicularis (human pinworm)
Lineage: Eukaryota; Metazoa; Nematoda; Chromadorea; Rhabditida; Oxyuridae
Source: the annotation of a GenBank genome assembly